AUGGCAGUAGAAUUGAUUUUAAAAAAUUAUAAUUUGGUGAAUAAUAAAUGUAGAAUUAAAACAGUGAUUGGAGACGAUGAUUCAUCUGCUGUUGCAGCUUUAAGAAGGCUGUCGCCUUAUGCUAUUACUAAAUGGUCGGAUUACAAUCAUGUUAAAAAAACUUUUAACAGUAAGUUGUAUGAUAUAAAAUUAAACCCAACUCUUAGAGAGUAUUUUUCAAAGUCUUUCGCUCUUGCUAUUAAGCAAAAUCAAGGUAACGCAGAUAAAGUGAAAAAAUCAUUAGAAAAUAUCAUACCUCAUGGGUUUGGUGAGCAUGACAAUUGUGGAUCAUUUUGUAAUAAAAAAGAUGAAUCAUCUACUUACACUUAUUUUAAAAAUGGUGAACCUCUAUCAAAUAAUGCUUUAAGAGAAAAAUUAGAGAAGAUCAUUCAACCUUUCAUAAAUAGCUCUUCCCAAAUUGCUCCAUGUGCUUCAAGUCAAGUAAACGAAUCGUUUAAUAAUAUUGUUUGUUCGAAGCAUCCAAAAUCUAGAUUUUAUGGAGGAUCAGAAAGUCACUGCUAUCGCGUUACAUUAGCAGUAUGUCAAAAAAAUAUUGGCUACGAAUUUCCAGUUGAAGUUAAUAAAAUUUUGAAUUUAUCUCCUGGUAAACAUACAUCAAACUAUCGGAAAAAGAAACAAUUGCAUGAAUCUGAAAUUCGAUCGAGAAAUAGUACUGUUCCAGCAAAAAAAAGACGACUUGAACUGAAGAGAGAGAGAUCAGCCAAGAAUAGUGUAAUAGAGAACAAAGAAGGCUUGUCGUAUGAGUCUGGUUCAGGAUAUCUGAAUACCUCAGAUUUAAUCGAUGAAACAUCAAUAAUGAGAGAUGACGUUGACUUUAAAGAUUGUGCAAUAAUUAUUUUCGAUUUAGAAACAACUGGCCGUCAUGCAGCAGCUGAAAUUGUUCAGAUUGGAGCAAUAAGCGGCGAUGCUGAAUUUGAAGUGUAUAUGAUGGCUAAAGGAAAUAUGACUUUCGAAGCUUCAGAAGUAAAUGGUAUCAAAAUAUGUGAUGAUAAAAUAUUUGACGCACAGAAGCUCAUUAACUGUGCAAAAACUUCAGGUUUUUUGACAGAAAUGAUGAUGUUUGUUAAAGGUUUCUGUGAUAGCUUACCUAUUUUUAAAUUAUUGCUACCGAUGAGAGUCAAAUCUAAAUUAAGUUUCAAGCAAGAAGAAUUAGCUAAAGAAUAUUUAUAUAAAAAGGAUAUUAAAAUUUCGGACAAUGCUCUUAAUGAUGUGAUAAAUCUACAACAAUUAGUAGAAAAAUUAUUAGGAAAAUUACGAUUGCCUAUUUCUAAAUGUAUCAUGAGCAAGAUAGCUAAAUCAGGUAUAGAUAGAAAUUUAUUAGAAAAGACAUAUGAAACUAACGGUUAUGAAGGAUUAAGUGUAUUAUUAGGUGAAAACGUUACCAAAAGUAAAAAAAUUAUUACAAGUAUUACUGCAGCUUUAAAGAAAUAA
Molecule: messenger RNA, 1491 nt
Organism: Phymastichus coffea
Lineage: Eukaryota; Metazoa; Arthropoda; Insecta; Hymenoptera; Eulophidae
Exons: 5
Coding region: 1-1491 (496 amino acids)
Molecular function (GO): nucleic acid binding
Source: RefSeq, a predicted model, not a curated record